Nerophis lumbriciformis (worm pipefish) is the source of this 1683-nucleotide messenger RNA. Lineage: Eukaryota; Metazoa; Chordata; Actinopteri; Syngnathiformes; Syngnathidae. The record is from RefSeq and is a predicted model, not a curated record.
AUGACAGACACCGACUCUCUGGCUGAUGCUCUCCAGGCUAUCAGUGUGAGUACAGAACUCAUUGAAGAAGAGCUGAAGCCUCAUUUGGACACCAUUCUAGCUGCACAGUUGGAAAAGAAAAAAGAAAUUGCUGUUCAUAUAGCAAAAAGUGGGAUUCUACCUAUACUUGCUCAGACUUUACAAAAUAAAAGCAGUCUGAGUUGUCAAGUUGCUUUGUUGGUAGCUGAAAUGGCCCGGGAAGGUGCUGUCAGGGGUUUGUGUAUUGAGGCAGGCUUAGUGAAGGUCCUAGUUCCUCAUCUGGACAGUAAUGAUCCAGAGAUGCUGCUCAACACUGGUAGGGCAAUUGGCCGCAUUUGCUUUGACAACGAAUACGAGCAAGAUCAGUUGGUUCACUCUGGUGUCAUCUUCAAACUUGUCUCCAUCAUAAGAAAGUAUCCAGAAAAUGAUCCCUUGAUUAAUGUCUGUGUGCUGGCGCUCUGUAACUUGGCAGACUUGGAUUCUGCGAAGGAGGCUCUUAUUGAAGUUGAUGUGGGAGAUGUGCUGUUGUUUCAGUUGAAACGAGCCCCUGAUGCUGAACGUCAACAUGUCAUCCUGGAAAUACUGGCCUCACUGGCCGAGAAUGAGAUGCUCAAGUCUCAGUUUGUUGAAUCAGGGGUACCAGAGGAAUUAUCAGAGUUGAUUAGGGGUCUACAGGGAUGUUCAGACCCUCAGACGCUUUGCAGCAUCAAGAUUGCAUCUAACCUCAUAGUAUCCCUGCUUUUAGGAGAUGAGUCCAUGCAAAAGUGUUUUGUUGAAGGCUCAGGCAUGGUGUACCAGGAUGUUAUGUCCUGGCUGCAGAGCUCCAACACUCAGUUGCAGUUGUCCGGAGCCUUGGCUAUUACCAAUUUUGCCAGAAAUGACAGUAACUCCAUUAAGAUGAUGGACCUUGGUGUGGUUCCGCACAUCCUGUCUAUGUUGGAACAGCAUGUUCCUGAAGGAGAUGUGUCUGUGCUCCAUGCAGGACUGAGCGCACUUCGAAACUUAGCCAUUCCAGCUAGCAAUAAGGUGCGCUUGAUGGAUGAUGGACUGGUAGAGAGGAUAAAAAGCCUGCUGCAGUCUGAUAUGCCCCCAGUUCAAUUCAAACUGCUGGGCACACUACGCAUGAUGGUCGACGGACAAGAGGAAGCAGCCCAGUUGCUGGGAACCGAUGAAACUCUUCUAUUCCAGGUUACAGAGUUGUGUAAAGUCAAAGACAAUGUAGGACUAAGAGGGGAAGCCAGUCGUUUAUUGUCUGCCCUUAUAAGGCACAGCCACAGGCCUGAUGUCAUCCAUGCUGUAAUAAAGGCAGAUGGGAUUCGACACCUUAUUUCAAUGUCUCAAAGUGAGCAUGUAAUCAUGCAGAAUGAGGCCCUGGUUGCCUUGGCAAUUGCAUCCGCUGUCGACAUUGAGUCGAUGAAGGAUCUCUUUACGGAGACAGAGCUAUUAACAGUGCUGAAGAAGAUGUUGGAAGAUCCUGCUGGAACAGCUGAAGUCAAAUACAGUGCUUUAAGUCUCAUUUGCAGUCUGGCCAAGAGCGGUGCGAUGAAUGCAGAGUUGGAGAAUAUGAAUAUGAAAGACUGCCUCUCUAAACUGACUGACCAUAACAACAGUCAGCUUGCUUCACAGGCCAGCUCCACGCUCUCCCUUCUAGGUGACACCAGCUAA